UUCCAGUGUAGCCAUGGCAAUUUGCUAAACCCACGCUACUCUUUGUAGUCUGUAUUAUAUAUAAACAAACAUCCGACUUUUUAUUUUAGUCUAUAUUUUUGUGUAUAAUAUAUUGAAUUUAAUUUAGUACAUUAUACCAUGUUAACUCAGGCCCAAGUAUAUAUCGAGAAACAUAAGAUCACUGCGCUUUUUGAGGAACUUAUGAAUAAAUUGGUUCGAAAUGCGCCUGAAAAUCCUAUUAUUUAUCUCAUCAAACAAUUGUAUAAAAAAGCAGGACUUGAUAUUCCACUCGAACUAAAAUCAGUGACUGAACCCAGGAGAAAUUCUUUAAAUCUAACUGUAUUUGGUCACAGUUCUGAGAUCGUUAGCAAAUCCGUUGCCUUAGCCUCUUGGUCAGCAAAGCCAGGAGAACCACAUUCUACUCCAUUUCUUAGAAGAGAGAAAUCUUUGACUAAGUCCUGGCAGACACCAGAGAAACACAAGACAUCAGGAGAAGUUCAUUUCAACAAGACAACAAAACCUGUUAAAGGACAGAAAUCUGAAGACAAAAAAGAGAAGACUGGCUGGAAUUCACUGACCAAAAUCACUAGCAGUACUUUUGAUGAAUUUUCCAACCAAACCAAAGGAAGUCCUUCCAAAUCAACCAAAGUGGAAUCGGUUCCUAAGAUGAAAGAUGUACGAAAAUCUUGGGCCAUGGGUACCCUUGAGGAGGCAAACAACAGAGAGACAAGUCAUUAUAUAUCACUGAUCAGCCCUAAAUAUUUACACACCAAAAAGAAACGUAAUGAAGAUGAGUUAUUCUCUGAUGAGCUGCCAUCUACUCCAAGUUUGAAGUCUUAUAGAUCUGAGAAGAGUGUGGAUACUUUUAGUAAUUCUACAUAUACUUCCAGACGUGAAAGUUGUAAAGCAUUUAAUGCUCAGAAGCAUAAAGCAGAAUUGGAAAGAUUGAUUAUGCAGGAGAAUCAACUGAUCACCCCAGAACCUUCUCUAGCAGGUGAAGAUGAAGAGAUUGAUGGUGCCAUUGAUUUGUUAGAAAAUCCCUCAGAUUUGGAGUCCGAAGGAGUUUCUUCACUUUCUUCUGCUGGCUUUAGGCUGAGCAAGACUCUACGUCAAAGAGAAGAUUCUCAAGUGAAACUGAACAUCAAAUUGUAUCCCAGUGCAAGUGACUUAGAAUCCAUGACAUCCCAAAGCAAUUGUUUUCGUGACCACAGAAGACAUAUAGACCAAGAAAGUUUAGCAACAAGCUACAAAUUUGAUGACAGUGAUGAAGAAAUUGAAAGUGCCUCACAAGUAUCUGCUCACAUCAAUAGAAGAUAUGAAUGGAACUCUCCUGAUUCUGACGAAGACUAUGUCCACAGCCCCAGCUCAAAACCUUAUGUGGAUAACCAAUUCAUGAGUAAAUCUCUCAAUGGCCUUCAAAUUUCUCAAAAUUACAUGGUUGAUAACUCAUCAAACCCGAAACCAAACUCUAGCGUCCCUUUACCAGCAAGAAGCCCCUUGGCUUUAUUUUCCAAGAAAUCAAAGAAGCAUGAGCCCUAUCAGGAAGACUCACAACAUAGUUUAAACAGAGAACAAUUGAAGAAACUAAAGACUACCAGCUAUGGUUGGCAUGUUGCUGCUGCUGAAUCAGACACAAGUAUCCUAUCUUCACACACUAACAGGUUCUAACUACUCAUACCAACCCAUUUAAGGAAACCAAGUGAGCACCAUGUAUUUUUGCAAAUGCACAAAGAACUACAAGCACAAUCACUGCACUCUGCACAUGUACAACAUGAUUUGGAAAUAAAAAGUAC
This is a messenger RNA of Octopus bimaculoides (California two-spot octopus), 1793 nucleotides long. RefSeq lists its product as uncharacterized. The record is from RefSeq and is a predicted model, not a curated record. NCBI's taxonomy places the organism in Eukaryota, Metazoa, Mollusca, Cephalopoda, Octopoda, Octopodidae.